Cyprinus carpio (common carp) is the source of this 1974-nucleotide messenger RNA. Its product is annotated as sterile alpha motif domain-containing protein 3-like. The record is from RefSeq and is a predicted model, not a curated record. The transcript is spliced from 7 exons. Bases 427 to 1962 code for a protein of 511 amino acids. NCBI's taxonomy places the organism in Eukaryota, Metazoa, Chordata, Actinopteri, Cypriniformes, Cyprinidae.
ACUGUAAAAUGUAACUGAUGAUCUUACUAAUAAAAUUAAGUGAAUCUAACUUAUUUUGAAUAAGUUUAUUGACCUUACUAAGUUUAAUAAAGUAAGGUCAACUUUUUAGCACGGAAAGUUAAUAAACUCAAAAUAUUCAAUUACCCUCUACUUAAAAUAAUCAGUAUUUUGAAAAUAUUCGAGUUGUCAUGCGCGGUGCUUCCAGUAGGUGGAGCCGAUUUGAAACGGAAACGGAAUAACAUUAUUUCUGGUGAAGAGCACAUGGAAAGUGCUUGUUUUGUGAGAUGACUUGAGACAUGCAAUGGAAAUGAUUUCAAGAGAGCUUCAUCGUGGAACACCCUUGCCGCUUUUGCAUGGUGAAAAAGAGUGAAAUUCAACAGAAAGACGUACUGUCAGGAAGAUUUGAACCCAGGACAAAGGUGAAUCAUGACAGGUUCACAGAACGCAAUGGAGACAAGAACUAUACUUAGAGUGAUAGUGAAUGAAAAUGACAUACGGAAAAUCACACUGCAUAGUAAACCACAAACUUUGGAGACAUUGAUGGAGCAUCUUGAAGAGAAGUUGGGUCUUCCAUACAAGUUUUCUCUUCAGUACGAAGAUGCUGAUUUUAACAAUGCACUAAUUAACCUCACAGACAUUGCAGAUUUACCUGAGAGGCCCACCUUAAAGGUGAUCUCUCUUGUUCCAUCUCCUACAGCAAGUACAGCUGACACAGACAUUGUAUCUUUGUCUUCUGAAGAAGGGUCAUCUCAUGUACGCCAGGCUCAGUGGCCAGAGACAUUUGAAGUCCCCAAUUUUCCUGUAGAUAUUGAGAUCCGAUUGCGCCAAGGAAACCUUCUGUAUAUGAGAGACCAGACAUAUAUGCAAGUUCCCAGGGACAUGAAGCACGAAAUUCUUGAAAAACUUGCUGAGUGUAUGUACAGCUUCAAAGCAUAUCCCUCUGACGACGAUUUCAAUGAUGUUGCAUCUUCACUAGUCAAAAAACAUCCAUGCCUCACUGAACCAGGUUCCUCCACUGGAUGGAAUGGCUGGAAGAACAGCCUCAAGUUUAAAAUGGGAAAUUACAGAACGAAGCUACGACGAGCUGGAUGCACAGAUGUUCUUAUAAAUGUAGGGAAAAGGGGAGGCCAAGAUCCUUUGAGAAGUGUUAAAAGGCCUAAACAUUUUGAAAUCAAUUUUCUUCCCAAUUAUCCUGCUGGUGAGGAUGAGUGCAGCAUGGAAUCUAAACGCUUACAACUUGUGGAGGAAAUGAAAAAAUGUCAUCCAAGUUCCACCCUGAUAUCACAGAACAUGGAUUCCACUUUUUCCUUGAGGAGAAAGGAGAUUGUUGAGAUUGAGUCUCCAGUAAAAGAGACUCUUCAAAGAUGGCCAUCACUCUUCACAGAACGACAAAUCAAUGCAGAGUUUGUUCGCAUAACAAGCAAAAACCUCAAGCAAGAUUUUUUCACAGCACUUGAUCAACAUACAGCUCGAUUUCUGAAAAUUUUUGAAACCAAAAAAGGGGCAGUUGGAAAAAGGCUUUCAGAGUUUCUUGAUCAAAUUAAGUUGAAGGGCACUGACAUCACUGCUAAUCGCACAGCAGUUCUUCGUGGACUUCCUCUCCUUCUUGGAGAAGAAACCUCUGACUUUUUCAAAGCAACAUUGGACUGUGAUUGUGACAUACCCCAGAUUUCCAUCGGGAUUCUGACUGUGAUAACAGAAGGCAGCCAGGAUUCUUCACAAGCACUGCAUUUAGAGAAUUCACACACCGCAAUUAUCCUUGAAGGAGCCAUUGUGAUGGACAAUAUUGAAAACCUCCCGGAUGCCAUGUGGCUACUUUUUGGGCUGAUAUAUGCGCUCAAUUUGGAGUACCCUCCACAGCUCAAGAACACCUUUGAUUUUAUUCAAAGAGUGUUUCUUUCUCUGGGACACAAAUCCCUGAAACCAAAACUACAGUCCCUUAAAAACAUGCUGCUCAUGUAAGUGAAGGCUCUU